Solea senegalensis (Senegalese sole) is the source of this 2478-nucleotide messenger RNA. Its product is annotated as indian hedgehog B protein-like. Gene Ontology annotation, molecular function: calcium ion binding; patched binding. Lineage: Eukaryota; Metazoa; Chordata; Actinopteri; Pleuronectiformes; Soleidae. The transcript is spliced from 3 exons. The record is from RefSeq and is a predicted model, not a curated record. Gene Ontology annotation, biological process: intein-mediated protein splicing; cell fate specification; smoothened signaling pathway. Bases 617 to 1867 code for a protein of 416 amino acids.
AAUAAACAGAUGAAGGCGGCUGCGGGGCCUGUGCCACCCCCGAUGGGAGGAGAAGAGGACGGAGCAGAGGGCAGGUCCAGCAGGGCGCGGUCUCCUUCUUCUCCCGCGGCACCUCAUCUGCACUGUAGUAGGAUCUCUUCCAUUUCCAUUUCUGCCAACAGCCCUGCGCCACAGGGACGCAUUGAGAACAAACCCGAGAGGCAGAAACCGCUGCGGGGACACCCUUUGACCGCUGUGCCCAACAGGCGCAGCCUGCCUACGCACCGCGCGCCUCCCUGUCUGUCUGUAGCCCUUUUUCUCACAGCUCCGACACAGAGAGACCGCUUUGAACCUGCCUGCCAAGAUAAACUCACCUCGCCUAUUUAUGCCCCUGCCUCUGCGUGCACUCGGGACAGGGGAGUGUCAGCACAGCAGCGCACAGGUUCAGCCCCGCGGCGCACUGGCCACUUUUACGCGCCGGGAAUGGCGACUUUUAGGGACUCGGGGAUGAGUCCUGCGCUGGUACCUCCGCUUUAAAAUAACCAAGGGGGACCCACGCGAGGGGACACAGCAGACCAAAUACAGCGGUGACAUUUUGGCACCCGCCUGGGGGGUGACACACCGGCCCCGGGGCGGAAUGCUACUCCCGACGCUGGUGACGUGCCUCGCCGGGUGCGCCUUUCUCCUCUCACCGCUCAGCGAAGGCUGUGGACCGGGUCGAGGUUAUGGCAAGAGGCGGCCACAGAGGAAGCUCGUUCCGCUCGCUUACAAACAAUUUAGCCCCAACGUAGCCGAGAAGACGUUGGGGGCCAGUGGAAGAUACGAAGGGAAAAUAACCCGGAACUCUGAGCGCUUCAAGGAGCUCACCCCCAACUACAACCCCGACAUCAUCUUCAAGGAUGAGGAGAACACAGGUGCAGACCGCAUGAUGACACAGCGCUGCAAAGACAAGCUGAACUCGCUCGCCAUCUCGGUAAUGAACCUCUGGCCCGGGGUGCGGCUGCGGGUGACGGAGGGCUGGGACGAGGACGGCCACCACUCGGAGGAGUCGCUGCACUACGAGGGACGGGCGGUGGACAUCACCACCUCGGACCGCGACAGGAAUAAAUACGCCAUGCUGGCGCGACUGGCGGUGGAGGCCGGAUUCGACUGGGUCUACUACGAGUCCAAAGCCCACAUACACUGCAGCGUCAAGUCAGAUCAUUCUGUGGCGGCCAAGUCUGGAGGUUGUUUCCCCGGAGAGGCUUUGGUCACGUUGGAGAGCGGCGUUCAGAAGUCUAUGGGUGACCUGCGGCCCGGCGAGCGCGUCCUGGCCUCCUCGGGCAGUGACGGCAGCGGUGAGCUGCUCUACAGUGAAGUCCUCGCCUUCCUGGACCACGACCCCAAAACCCGGAAACUCUUUCAUACUCUGCAGACACAAUCCGGGGCGCAGCUCUCCCUCACUGCUGCUCACCUGAUAUUUGUGUCCGAGGGGAACUGCUCGGAGGGGGCGGAGCCCGCCCUCGGCGCCCUCAGGACUGUGUACGCCAGCGAUGUCGCGCCGGGACAGUGUGUGCUGGUGUCUGGGGGCGAAAGACACAGAGACGGGCGUCUGUCUCGGGUCACGCGCGUCAGCCUGAGGGAGGGGAGGGGGGCGUUUGCACCGCUCACCCGGCGGGGAACGGUGGUGGUGGACGGGGUGGUGGCGUCCUGCUACGCUGUCGUGGAUGGACACGGCCUGGCUCACUGGGCCUUCUCGCCGCUGCGGCUGCUGCACAGCUGGACCGGCACGGCCGGACCCCACGGCGACGGGAUCCACUGGUACUCUCAGGUUUUACACUGGCUGGGGAAGCUGCUGUUGGACACGGGACGUCUCCACCCACUGGGCGUGGCUCAGGACGACAGGUGAGGGAGGGCGGGGGUUUACGGUGGGAAAACAAAAAAAGGAACAUAAAGGAAACGGGAACCCUUCACUUUGUGACGAAUACAAACCUGCAGAGCUGAACAGGAAACACAAUGAACUUCCUUCAAGGAUUGGAGACGUUUGGGUUCCUGGCUGAGGCCCGAGGAGAGUUUUUUUUAACUGGAAGGAAAAAUCUGUGAACUGACACAGAAGAAAGAAUUCUCUUUAAAAAAAAACAACACAUGGUGAUUUCAAGAGCACUCAGAGUUUCCAUGUAUUUGUCUCCUCAAAAACAACAAUGAUUUACUCUUAAUUUAUCCCAGAAAACACAACAAGCACCUUAAUAGUUUGGGACAGGAGUCGAGAUGCUGUUCUACGCGGAGGAAAUGAGCAUAGUGUAGCUUUAAAUAAAGGACAUUUUGUGGGAUUCAGGUUAAGAGGUUUGGGCUUAAUGACUGUAAAAUAAAUGAAUAUCACUCUUUAAGUGUAGGAUUGUUUAAAUGAUGAUAUAAUUUAUCCAACCAGUACAUUGAAAUAUAGUUCAAUUAUGAAAGCACUUUUAUUUUGAAGGACAGCUUCUCCUUUAAUUGAGGGAUUUCUACCCUUAACUGUACAAA